This is a messenger RNA of Prunus armeniaca (apricot), 279 nucleotides long. Lineage: Eukaryota; Viridiplantae; Streptophyta; Magnoliopsida; Rosales; Rosaceae. The record is from the annotation of a GenBank genome assembly.
AUGAACAAUUCUCAUGAGGACCUUCUUGGCAAUGAUACCUCUCUUGAGGAAUACUUGAUCGUGGCUGAAGGAGGUCUCAGUUUUUUUCUCUGUGGAGAUGCAUCCCUUGACUGUGAGGUUGCAGCUUCAUCUUUAAUGGACCUAGUGCUGGCCUUCCUAUUCUUGGGGAGCUCGAUAAAGGACUCUUUUCGUUUAGCUGGCAGAUCAUCUAGGUUUGAGCUAUGCAGCUUCUAUCUUUCAACAUCUUCGGCAAGGGGCAGACCGCUAGCCUCUUUCUGA